CGACGACGCUCCAUUAAUGGAUUCGAUGUACUCUGGCGUCACUCUCGACGACACCAUAUCGCUCACCGAAUCAGAAUGGCUCUCCAUGAACAAAAGAUUCACGAGGAUGGUCGAAAAGCCCGACGUCUUAAACUUGGACUUUUUAGCCCAUCAAAUCCUGGGCGACCACAUCCUCCCCGGAAGAGGCCUCUUCUGCCAAGCCCUCAUCCAAUCGCAGUCCAAACACCCCGACUCCAGCGACGUCUACACCGCGCUGGCCGCUCUGAUCAACUCCAGGCGCCCUCAGGUCGGCCACCUCCUCGUCAAACGAGCCGCGCUUCAGUUCAAGGCCGCCUACCACUGCGGCGACGAGACGCAGAUGCACACCUCGUCCAGCUCGUGAACCAGAGGAUCGCCAACGAGGCUCUGGCGCUGGACGUGCUGGUGCUCCUGUUGGACCAUCCGAGCUCGGACAAUGUGGGGGUCGCGGCGAGGUUCUGCAGGCAGUGCGGGCUUCUGCUGCUGGAGGAGACGCCGGGUGAGCUGAGGGAGAUGCUUGCUGAGUUUCGCGGCCUGCUGAGGAAGGGCGAGCUGGAGCCGAUGCCUCGCCUAUUGAUCGGGAGGCUGUUUGCUGCGUACAGAGUGGCGUUUAGGGAGUCUGGGAGAGGGUUGAGAGUUGUGGAUGAUGAAGAGCAGAUCACGCACCGUGUGAGUCUGUUGGAGCAUAUUGAUCCGGAGACCAGUCUUGAUGCAUUUCACACCAAUCCACAUCUUUUGGAGGAAGAUGAGGUUAAUUCAAAUCCAUUUUGAGACUACAGGCAGAGAGAACUGCAACCAUGGUAGCUUCAUCGGGCCUCACCUCAGCCUUCGACAAUUGCCUGAAGAGAACUAUGGCCUCAUUCAGCCUUCCAUGUUAAGCCUCACCAUCUAUUUUUGACGUUCCAACUAACCAAGUUCCUCUAAACCAUCGAGUCAAAGAGUCCACGAGCCAAGACAAUGUCGCAGCCUCUUUCGUAAAUAUCAAUGAGAGCAGCCCUAUCAUAAUCAUCCGAUACAGGCCCAGAUUCGUGAGCAUGGCAAUGCAGGGCUUUUCCAGUUUCCAGUGUGCAGGCUUUGACGGCAGUAGCCAGCAUAAAUGCAUUAGGCUCUAAUUAUUCAAUUAGCAUUUGUACAUAAAAAUUAAGAGCUUGUUCAUAUAUUAGAGACUGUGUAAAAGAAAACA
Salvia hispanica is the source of this 1201-nucleotide messenger RNA. RefSeq names its product pre-mRNA-splicing factor CWC22-like. Gene Ontology annotation, biological process: mRNA splicing, via spliceosome. Lineage: Eukaryota; Viridiplantae; Streptophyta; Magnoliopsida; Lamiales; Lamiaceae. Gene Ontology annotation, molecular function: RNA binding. The record is from RefSeq and is a predicted model, not a curated record. Gene Ontology annotation, cellular component: catalytic step 2 spliceosome.